Molecule: messenger RNA, 1569 nt
Organism: Pseudocercospora fijiensis CIRAD86
Lineage: Eukaryota; Fungi; Ascomycota; Dothideomycetes; Mycosphaerellales; Mycosphaerellaceae
Exons: 14
Coding region: 1-1569 (522 amino acids)
Biological process (GO): transmembrane transport; carbohydrate transport
Cellular component (GO): membrane
Molecular function (GO): carbohydrate:proton symporter activity
Source: RefSeq, a predicted model, not a curated record
AUGGCAUCGACAGAGAAGAAAGACACCGCAAUCCAGCUAGAGACGAUCGGCAAUGAUCCAGAUCCAGAUCCAGAUCCAGCAACCGUGACAGAAGACAAAAUAGACAGCUACGGUCUUCUCAAGUCGAGAUAUGAUGAGCUAUCGAUUCUUCGCACCCUCUGGGUAUUCAAGCGCGUCAUUUUUGUCUCACUCGCUGUCUACACAGGGUACCUGUGCGAGGGAUUCGAGCUCAACGCCGGCGGGAGCGUCAUCGCGAAUGCUGGUUUCAUCAAGCAGUUCGGCGAUGCCAAGAGCACAGGCGUGAGGGCCUUGGAUCCCACUUGGGUGUCGACAUGGAGCGCCCUUUUAAAUGUUGGGCAACUGCUCACCUUCACAUAUGUCUCCUGGUUCGCCGACCGUUUCGGACGAAAGCCUUCAUUCUACGUCGCGUGGAUCUGGCUAGUUGUCGUGAGCGCGACCUAUGCUCUGGCAAAGCUCUGCAACGGCGCCGGAAUUGGAGUGCUUCAGAUUGUCUGUCAGGUGUAUAUCAUGGAGAUCUGUCCGAACCGCAUACGAGGUGGUAUGGUCGUGUUUCAAUCCGUAUGGGGCUGCAUCGGUGGUAUCAUUGUUGCCGUUAUGAUGCAGCAGCUGAAUAAAAAGCAUCCGGAUAAUUACCUCGUUGCAAUGCGAAUACUCUGGGGCCCGAUUGCGUUCAUGAUUGUAUGCUGGGCAUUCGUCCCCGAAUCACCGUGGCACCACGCACGGAAGGGAGAAAAAGAGAAGGCCAUAAAGGCACUCAAGAAGCUUUUCGGCGGCGUCGACGGCUACGACUUUGAAGAGGAAUAUGCGAUCAUUUCUCGAACCAUCGAGCAUGAGCAAUCCUUGAACGAGGAAAAGCCAAGAUUCCGCGACGUAUUCCGCGGCUUGAAUCUGAAACGCGCAAGUAUUGUCAUCAUCUUGAGCAUUUCUCAGCAGCUUGCUGGUUUGGCAAUCAUCUCCACCUACUCUACUUGCGACGGGGUAUUCAAGCAAGCACGAAGACAGCUAAUAAGUUGGUGCAGAUGCUGCAAUCUAGCGGCGGUCCUCUUCUGGUCGCUUACUGCAGACUAUCUCGGACGACGAGUGACGCUCAACACGUGCCAAACUCUCGUAUGCGUCAUCCUUGUGAUCGUCGGGUCUUUGUACUGGACGGGAGCAACACAUGACAACGCUGCUGCUGGCACGGCUCUGAUUGUCGCUAUAUCAUACUAUCUCUACUCGGCUGAACUGCCGACUGCACUCCUCCGAAUCAAGACAGGACCCAUCACGUUCUUCAUGAACUCGAUCACUGGCAUCGCCACGUGCUAUGCUACGCCGCCGAUGCUCCUGCACAUGAGCCUCCGAGCUGCCUUCGUGUACUUCGCAUUUUCCGUGCCCAUUUGUAUCGUCAUGUGGCUUUAUGUGCCGGAGACGAAAGGGAGGUCUGCGGCGGAGAUCGACGAACUGUAUGAACGAAAGGUGCCAGCUUGGAGAUGGGCUUCCACGAGGACGGCGGCAGAGGAGCAGAUGGAAGCGGUGGUGCAGGUCAAGGGUCGCGUCAAGCAGGCAUGA